AUUUCUCCGAGAUUCCAGUCAUUGUUCCAAAACAAUUGCAAAGGUUGUUUCUUCAACACAAAUAAACUCAACCCCUUUUCUUUCUCUUCUCUCACUCUCUUUCAAUCAAUCAACUUUUUGUAAUCAACUAUGUUCUCCAACUUGUAUUCCGGAAAAGCUAGAGAAGUCAUGGCUUCUUCAUCUGCUGCUCCUUUUGAUUAUGAGAUCUUGGACAAAGAUCGUGACAUCCCUAGAACUGCUGGACUUCCAUCCAAUCGCACAAAUCCGUGGAUUGAACCUGAAACAUUGAAACUUCAACACCGAAUUGGUCGAGGACCUUUUGGUGAUGUUUGGCUUGCAACUCUUCAUCAGUCAACUGAAGAUUAUGAUCAACACCAUGAAGUUGCUGCUAAGAUGUUACAUCCAAUCAGAGAGGAGCAUGUGAAGAUUGUACUUGAGAAAUUCAAUGAAUUAUUCUUUAAGUGCCAAGGAAUUUCUAGUGUUUCUUGGAUACAUGGAAUUUCGAUAUUAAAUGGAAGGAUCUGUGUCAUUAUGAAUUUGUAUGAGGGUUCAAUUGGUGACAAGAUGGCUAGACUCAAAGAGGGUUGGAUUUCAUUGCAUGAUGUUUUGAGGUAUGGGAUCAGUCUGGCUCAAGGCAUUCUGGAGCUUCACUCUAAAGGGAUCCUUGUUCUCAACCUUAAACCAUGUAAUGUUCUUCUCAACGACAAUGAUCAAGCAAUUUUGGGAGAUGUUGGUAUUCCAAAUCUUUUGCUUGGUUCCUCAUUUGUUAGCUCAGAAAUCGCUCAGAGGCUUGGAACUCCUAAUUACAUGGCUCCAGAACAAUGGAAACCAGAGGUCAGAGGCCCAAUAUCGCUUGAAACGGAUUCAUGGGGAUUUGGGUGUACCAUUGUUGAAAUGUUGACCGGUAAUCAACCUUGGUAUGGAUGCUCUGUUGGUGGAAUAUACGGAUCAGUUGUUGAAAAGCAUGAAAAGCCGCAUAUCCCAAGUGGCCUUCCUUCUCCCAUUGAGAAUAUCCUUAGUGGAUGUUUUGAGUAUGAUUUGAGGAAUCGCCCUCUGAUGGUAGAUAUUCUGCGAGUCUUUAAAAGCUCAUUGAAGGACCUGGCCAGUGAUGUCGGAUGGAUAUAUCAAGGAAAUCUGAAAGUAAUCCCAAAAUCAGGCAGCACUGACUACACUGAAUGGUUCCUCUCAAAGGAUCAUCUUCAGGUUGGCGACAUGGUCCGAUCCAGAAAGCCUCCCAACUCAUGCAAAGCUCAAAACAUGAUUGUCCCAGAAGGAAUUGUUGUCGGCCUAGAACGUACUGCGGAACACGGAUUCGUUCUUGUGAGGGUCCAUGGUAUUCACGACCCUAUAAGAAUUCACGUGUCAACCCUUGAACGCGUCACAAAUGGCUUGGCAGCUGGUGAUUGGGUACGUGUGAAAGAUAAAAAUCAGAAACACUCACCAGUGGGCAUUCUACAUUCCAUCAACCGCGAUCACAGUAAAGCUGCUGUUGGAUUAAUUGGGCUGCAAACUCUAUGGAACGGAAACUCUUCAGAACUCGAAAUGGCAGAAUCAUUCUGUGUGGGCCAGUUUGUUAGGCCGAAAGAGAAUGUUUUAACCCCUCAAUUUGAUUGGCGUCGUAAAGGAUGCGGGGCCUUGGCUACUGGUAGGAUUUCAUGGAUACUACCAAAUGGGUGUUUGGUUGUCAAAUUUCCAGGGUUGGUGACUUUUGGGAAGGAAUCAAACACCUUCUUGGCUGAUCCCUCUGAGGUUGAAGUGGUUGAUUUCAAGACUUGUCCUGGGAUGAUAGAAAAGUAUCAACAUGUUGAGGAUCAUCAUUGGGCAGUUAGACCUGUUCUAGUUGCACUUACCAUGUUUACAGCUUUUAAACUAGGCAUAUUAGUUGGAAGAAAAGUGAGAAAGUGCAAGAAGAUCAAUGCAAUAGUAAGCAAAAACCAACAUGUUGAAGGUCAGAACACAAACAGUCCUACAAAGAGUACAAGUCAUGGCAACACAACAUGGGUUCCUUCAGUUGCUAAUAUCCUUUUUAAAGAUGGUGCUUAACACUUCCUAUUGCCAUUAGUUUUAGUGUUUCUAUCUCUCAAUUCAAUUAAGUGAUUAAUGCAUUCAUCUUUUAAGCAUUAGCUAGUCUUUGAACUACUGAAGCAAUUGCAUCCGAUGUACUGUGAUAUUAGUUUGAAGUUGAACUACAUUAGUUGAAAAUGGUAAUUAUACAUAAGUGAUGUAAGUUCUGACUCUGCAUGUAGAAAUUGUACAUAUCCUUUUCAGAA
Messenger RNA from Trifolium pratense (red clover), 2270 nucleotides. RefSeq lists its product as uncharacterized. The transcript has 5 exons. The coding region runs from base 130 to 2043 and encodes 637 amino acids. NCBI's taxonomy places the organism in Eukaryota, Viridiplantae, Streptophyta, Magnoliopsida, Fabales, Fabaceae. Gene Ontology annotation, biological process: protein phosphorylation. Gene Ontology annotation, molecular function: protein kinase activity; ATP binding. The record is from RefSeq and is a predicted model, not a curated record.